UUAUUUUUACCAUGAUCUUUUCUUUGAACGAAUUAGUUCAUUGGUUAGGUUUGACAAUCUUUGAAAUAUGGAUCAAUUUAAUCGCCUUAACAUUCUUUACUGUGUUGCUAGCUUUAAAAUUAGAUGAAAAUUAUUUUUUGGAUGCAUCAGGAUGGUGGGAAGUGUUUUCACCGCUUUUCAUAGCUGAUGGUUUAAACACAUAUUUUUGUGCUAUUAUAUUAAUAAGGAUGCAUAUGGAAGGAAUGAUUAAAUCAGGUAUCUUACGAGCAAUAUGGAGUUUAAUGUCAUUACUCUUGGUUUUUGUCUUUAAAUAUCUCUUAUGCAAAAAACUUUCUGGACAAAGCACAUUGGAAUACUCGGAAGUUUUGAGCCCUGUAUUCAUUCUGCUACAAUUGAUCGCAGUAAGAGCCUGUCAGCUACAUUAAAGAAAGUAAACAUUUUGUUAGAUUGAUUAUUUAGAUUAAAUUAUUUGAAAUAUGUUUCAUCUUUAAA
Messenger RNA from Linepithema humile (Argentine ant), 492 nucleotides. RefSeq names its product transmembrane protein 203. Lineage: Eukaryota; Metazoa; Arthropoda; Insecta; Hymenoptera; Formicidae. The record is from RefSeq and is a predicted model, not a curated record. Gene Ontology annotation, biological process: intracellular calcium ion homeostasis. Gene Ontology annotation, cellular component: endoplasmic reticulum.